GUGUGUCGCGAGCUGUCAGUUAAGGACUGAAAGAGGGUACCUGUGUAGACUACAGUGUAGUGUGUGCAUUUUACUAUAAGCUGACUAUUGGAAAAUUCGGUUUGGAUUGUAGUGAUAGUGAGUUGUUGCAUGUGUAGCUGAUUGAAUAUCUUGCAAGGUGGACUGAUGGAACGUGGGCUGCAGAACAAAAAGAUGAGGAGGCUGAGAAAAUGUCAAGUGAUGCACUGUACGAUUAAUAUCUGAGAUGAGGAAUAUAUUGAGAGCCAGUAACGUGACAGUGAUUUCAUAAUGAUUCUGGAAAACAACAUUUUUUCUUCAAACAGAAAAAAUUACCUGUUCUGUAGUUUGUUAUUUGAUAGGUAGUAAUUAAUUAAAAGUUUUGUGGCAACAGUGAAUUGUUGACAUCAUCUUUGACAGGAUACAUUGAUUAUAAAUUACGUUAUUUUGGAAUAUAUAUUGACAAACAAUGAAACUAUCAGCAAUAAUUUGUAUUGUGAAAUCAAAUAAGUGAUUAUAGCAGUACUUAGAAAUAUAUAAAAAUGUAAUAUACAUUGAAAACGAUGUUGGCCCUGGAAUUGAAAGCAUAAUUAUGGUCAGAAAGUAAGGUUAGAAACGUGAAAGCACUCUUCAACAAUGGGGUUCUGUGGAAGCAAAGAAGAUGCAAUGAGCGUCAAAAACGGUGUUCUUCUGAACACCUGUUUUGUGGAUGUUUUGAACAUGAUUCCACAUGCUCUUCUUGCUCUCAUCUGCAUCUUCAUCCUCACGGUGUGGAACCAUUCAGUGAUGGGAAAGAUCAAAGUGAAAACAUGGGUGCACUUCCAGGGGCACAAUCUUCGAUGGAUUGCAACGCUCGCUCUCCUCAUCAUCAACAUCGUACAGAUUGCCGAGGGAGUGAUUUCUGACUCCAAUGAUCCUGAUACAGUGAACUACCAUACAUUCAUCCCUCAGUGCGUUGUGACGGUGGGAACCAUCGUCGGCAUCACCUACUACCACAAUGUGGAAAUGUGGAAUUCACCGAAGUUUCUGUUGGUGUUGAUGGUGUACUGGCCAAGUGCAAUCACUCUCAAAGUUUUGAAAGCAUUUUCACUUUACAAAAACAACCUGACAUUAGAUUAUCUAAAACCCUGGUUGCUGUGGAUGGCUAUUGCAGCAUACCUCGUCAUCUUUAUGGUGGAGUUGAACUUGCUGCGAGUGCAGAGGUACUACUUCUUCAAACGCCCUCGACUACAGCAGCCCCCGGAAGACCUGGAGCACACGCGGUAUGCCCACUCGUACGUCAAUUUCCUGUCCAAGGCAGUGUUCUGGUGGGUCACUGACCUCAUGGUGGAGGGCUACAAACACCCACUGCAGUUUGAAGAUCUAGGACGAGUACCAGAGAGUGAACAAGCACAAACCCAGUUCAAGAAAUUACAGUUUGCAUUUGAGGAGGAAAAGUUUAAGGCCACACAGAAGGGGGGGCAGCCAUCACUGAUCAAGACCUACCUGCGAGCCUUCUGGCCUAUGCUGGUUCUGGCAGCGUUGUAUCGCUUCCUCGGGGACUCGCUCUCGUUUGUCGGCCCAGUCAUCAUUCAGUACAUCGUGGACUACGCCUACGACAUCACAGACCCAGAGUUCCACAGCAGGAACAAGACGGCCAUAUAUUAUGUGAAAGUGGACCAGUUCGUGUGGAACGGGUAUGUCCUGGCUGUUGUUCUGUUCCUGGCUACGGUGUUGCAGCAUACGCUGCUGCAGAACCACAACUACCUCGUCUACAGGGAGGGCAUCCGACUCAGGACCGCCAUACAGACUCUGGUGUACGACAAGGCCCUGAGGCUGUCCUCCAUGGUGCUCAGUAAGGGCAAGAUGACCAUUGGUCAGAUCAUGAACCACAUGAUAGUGGACUCCAUGUUCCUCAUGCACAUGUUCUUCUUCAUCCACUACAUCUGGGCCAUACCAUUCCAGGUGUUAGUGACUAUUAUCCUGCUGUAUUUCCGGAUGGGCUGGAGCGCUGUGAUAGGUGGAAUGUUCGUCGUCUUGUGUGGCCCGCUCAUCUACAUCGUCGGUGUCGUCUUGUCGCGGCUCCAGAAAAAGCUCCUGGUUCAGUCAGACAGUCGGGUGAAGAAGGUGAAUGAGAUGCUGCAGGGCAUCAAGUCCAUCAAGCUGCUGGCGUGGGAGGACAUCUUCACUCGCAGUGUCACAGAGUCCAGGCAGAAGGAGCUGCACCUCCUCUUCCCUCUACUUGUCAUCAGGGGGCUCAUUGGAUUUCUUGGAAUGGCUGCUCCGGCUGUUGGGGCAAUAUUGACAUUUAUCAUCUACCCAUACUUGGAAACGGAGCCCCUGACAGCUGGCCGCACCUUUUCCACUCUGGCACUCUUCAACAUGCUGUCCAGUCCUCUCCAGCUGCUCACCAUAUUUGCUGCAUCGUUUGCCAACGCCAAGGUGAGCGGUGCCCGACUCGUGCCCUACCUGCUGUCACAGGAAGUAGAGGGCCCUCACAUCACUGGCAACAACAAGACGAAGACACACAACAUUGGCAUAGACACUGCAGAGGAGGAGGCCAAGCAGGACUCAAUGGUGCAGUAUGAUGCCCAGACGGGCCUACCCCUGACAACCCUGACGAAGGACGAGGCAUUCUGCAGCAGUAUGAGUUCCCUAGGGAGUCACAUCUCCCACACCCCGGGACACAGCAGGCAGAACAGCGGAGCUUCUUUGAUGGACAUAUUCGACAACAAGCGUCUCAGCCUCACCCACAACACCAGCUCUGACUAUCUGGAUGUUAAACCAUUAGCUCUGGUACGCAAGACGAGCGCGCCGGUCAUCGGAUCACACACGGAAACCACCGCUGAUCGCAGGCGGAAGCGGAAUCACAGCGGCUUUUCCACAGAGGAUGAGGAUGAAUUUGCUGAUGAAUGCCUGUUGAUUGAGCUGCGCACAGUGCUUGAAAUAUCCCAGGCUAACUUCAGCUGGGAGCUGGACCGCUCUGCUCUCUCCCUGAAGAAUAUCAGUCUGAAGAUCCCCACAGGGAAGUUGACAGUGAUAGUGGGGCCUGUCGGGUCAGGGAAGUCAUCUCUGCUGGCGGCCAUGUUGGGGGAAAUGGUCACUGCAUCAGGCAUAGUGGAGUGGUCCAGAGACACUGGGAUAUCAUAUGCUCCACAGAGGGCAUGGCUGCUUAAUGCAUCGGUCAGGGACAAUGUCUUAUUCGGCAACCCCUUCAUCUGGAGAAGAUACAAGAAGGUGAUGUCAGCCUGUGCCCUUCAACAAGACAUGGACACACUCGUAGCUGGAGAUCUUACAGAGAUCGGGGAGAAGGGCGUCACAUUGAGUGGGGGUCAGAAGCAGAGGGUGUGUCUUGCCCGGGCCAUCUACUCCGACGCGGACGCCGUCAUCCUGGACGACCCGUUCUCGGCACUGGAUGCUCAUGUGGGACGCCAUGUGUUCGAGGAGGCAAUACAGCGGCGUUUGUUGCGGAGAAAGCGGUCCGUGAUCCUUGUGACGCACCAACUGCAGUAUAUUGGACAAGCCAGUCAGGUGAUCGUGAUGAAGGAGGGGGAGAUUGUGUACCAGGGUCGGCCUGGAGAUGUCAAGAAGUACGACCAGGAUCUCUACGACUCUUGGAAGAAGGCCUUAAAAGAUGCAAAGCCUACUGACGUGAAAUUGUCAAAGGAGUCGGACCUGGAGGGAGACAGGAGACAGAGCUUGACUGAGAGACCCCCGUCUGUCCAGUCCAACCUCAGUCUGACUGUGUUCAGUCGUCAGAUCUCACGGUCACAGAUGUCCGUGAUGACAGAGGCCAGUAACGAAGACAGGAAUGACGAGGACGAAGGAGAGAAGUCAAAGCAAGAGGAGAUGCAGGAGGAGUCUGGGAAGCUGAUCAAGAAGGAGCACAAGGAUGAGGGGGCUGUGAUGGCGCUGGUGUACAUGUACUACUUCCGCGCAUGCUGUGUGGCGCUGUGCGUCCUCACACUGAUGUUACAGCUCCUCCACCACAGCCUCAUGGUCUCCGCCAACUUCUCCCUGUCCAUCUGGUCGAGCAGCGCCAACAGGUUCCAGCAGAAUCUCACCCACCACCCUCCGCCACCCAACUCUACAGUGCCAGUAUUCGACAGUACCCCGCAUGUGAAGCUGUACGCAGCACUGUCGCUGUCGGCCUUGGCGGGGGCGCUGCUGGCAUCCAUCAUUCUCUACUUCACCGGGCUACAAGGGGCAAGGUCACUCUUCAAGAACAUGCUCAACAAUGUCAUUCACGUCAACAUGAGAUUCUUCGACACAAAUCCCAGUGGACGGGUGCUGAACAGAUUCACCUCCGAUGUAGCCACUGUUGACCAGAAAUUGGCAGCAAGUUUUGAGAGUUCUUUACGAUGUCUCCUGUACACGUUCUCGGCCAUUGUUGUGAACAGCAUCGCAACACCCUUCUUCAUCCUCGCAGCUCUUCCUCUGGUUCUCCUGUACUAUUUCCUCCAAAGGUUCUUCAGGAACACAUCAAGAGAGUUGCAGCGUCUUGACAGUGUCACCAAGUCUCCUGUAUACGCUCACUUCGGCGAGACCCUCGGCGGCCUGCAGACUAUCAGGGCGUACAGGUGUCAAGUGGCAUUCCGGAGGAAAGCGUUUGCAACCAUCGACUCAAAUGUAGCCCCAUUCUUGUACAUUCACACCAUCAACAGGUGGCUGGGGAUCAGACUGGAUUAUCUGGGUUGCCUCCUUGUGUUUCUGUCGGCCAUCGCCAGUCUGAGUGCGGGUGCCCUGGGGAGUACCAACCCUGCCUUCAUCGGGCUGUGCAUCAUGUAUGCCCUCAUGAUCUCUGCACUGUUGAACUGGUUGGUGCGGAUGACAGCGGAGGUCGAGAUGAACAUGAAUGCUGUAGAGAGGAUACGGGAAUACACACAGCUGACCACCGAGUUCCAAAAACACAAGGAUGGUAAUAUCCAGGUGUCAGACUCAUGGCCAGAACAGGGUGCAAUCGAGUUUGACAUAGUCAGCUUGAGGUAUGACAGUCACCUUGAUGACAUCGUCCAUCAUGUUACUUUCUCCAUCAAAGCUGGUGAAAAGAUCGGGAUCUGUGGUCGGACGGGCAGUGGCAAGACGUCUCUCACUCUGGCACUAUUCCGCAUGCUGGAGGUGUCAUCAGGGGAGAUAACUAUUGAUGGUCAGAAUAUUGCCCGGGUUGACCUUGGUGUAUUGAGGUCAAGGUUGUCUAUCAUCCCUCAGGAUCCUGUUUUGUUUAAUGGCUCUGUGAGGUACAACCUUGACCCAAGUGGGGUGAAGUCUGAUGAGGCUGUGUGGGCGGCACUGGACACCGUCCACCUCCGGGAGACAGUUGCAGCACUGCCGGCAACUCUCGAUGCUCAGGUGUCGGAAGGGGGAGACAACUUCAGCAUGGGACAACGUCAGCUAAUGUGUCUGGCUCGAGCAUUCUUGCGAGACUCGCGUAUCAUCGUCCUGGAUGAGGCCACGGCAUCGAUAGAUAUGGAGACGGACGCCAAGCUGCAGGAGGUUGUUCAUGAGAACGGCUUCAAGGACAAGACCAUCCUCACCAUCGCACAUCGAAUGGCAACUAUUGCUUCUUAUGACAGAGUUAUGGUUCUUGACCAAGGUCAACUGGUGGAGUUUGAUAAACCAGAUGUACUCAGGGACGAGGAAGACAGUGUAUAUGCCUCCCUUGUACACCAAACUAACAAGUAACCAUCACUACAUCAUUUGGUAUCCAUGGCAACAGAGGAAUUGACUUCAUCAGAUAUUAUGAAUGAUGUCUCAAUUCGUUUUAGAAAUCCAUCCACCGAUAAUGAAAUGUCAAGCGGGAUAAUAUAUUUUUGUGUGUUACCAUGACAACAGAACACUCAGCAGUGUACAUGUGUACAAGUUGUUUUGUGUUGAUAGAAUUCCAUACAAGCACAAAGGUACUAUGGAUGCCCAGUGGGGAGAUGUAGUGUUAUAGCACUAUUGUUGUUUUUGUGAUCAAGACGGGAAAUUGCUGUAAAUAGAAUAAGUUAAUUUUUUUUCCAUAUACCUCAGAAGCAGUCUCAUACUGAAUCUACACAGACUUCCAGAUGUGUUGUGAUGCUGACAGUCUGUGAUUCUGUCGUCCAUCCCAUCAUGCAAUGCUAGUGAUGUUUAUCUGUGACAUCAUCCCAUCCCAUCAUGCAAUGCUAGCCCAGCCGUGUUGUGAUGUUUGUCUGUGACAUCCCAUCCCAUCAUCAGUACUAGUUCACCGACAAACAUGUUUAGUUCAAUCCCUGACAGCAGUGAUGCUGCCCCAGAGCCACAGACGAAGACCGAGAAGAUACACACUCAUCUGUUGCUGAGGCAUCACCAGGACGUGCACCAUGUUGACAAAGAUUUGUCAUCAUCAUCUUCAUCAACAUUUGAGUGCAUCUCCAUCCACAACAGUUUCCGCUCUGUAGCCAGUGACAACAUCUUCCCCGCUAUUGUGGUAUGAGGACUGUGUGACUCUGUUUGUCCCUGGAUGGGAGAGCAACUGUGAGGUAACCAAAUGAUUAUUGCAACACUGUCACCAAACAUUGGUUGGAUCAAGGAGAUGUCGUUCGACCUGAUGUAAGCUUACUGUGAGUGAAUGUUCUCUGAUAUUACUGGUGGCAGAGAUGGCUUACCCUGGACAGUGUCAAAUUCAUGAUCAUUUUAAAAACAAUUGAUGUGCAAUAGCAUUGGCAACAUAUUUCACACUGCGAAGAAGUGGAUGAAUCCUACAACAUGAGCCUACAGGAUGACUUGUGGAUGAAUCCUACAACAUGGGCCUACAGGAUGACUUGUAGAUGAAUCCUACAACAUGGGCCUACAGGAAGACUUGUGGACGAAUCCUACAACAUGGGCCUACAGGAUGACUUGUGGAUGAAUCCUACAACAUGGGCCUACAGGAAAACUUGUGGAUGAAUCCUACAACAUGGGCCUACAGGAAGACUUGUGGAUGAAUCCUACAACAUGGGCCUACAGGAUGACUUGUGGAUGAAUCCUACAACAUGGGCCUACAGGAUGACUUGUGGAUGAAUCCUACAACAUGGGCCUACAGGAUGACUUGUGGAUGAAUCCUACAACAUGGGCCUACAGGAAGACUUGUGGAAGAAUCCUACAACAUGGGCCUACAGGAAGACUUGUGGAUGAAUCCUACAACAUGGGCCUACGGGAAGACUUGUAGAUAAAUCCUACAACAUGGGCCUACAGGAUGACUUGUGGAUGAAUCCUACAACAUGGGCCUACAGGAAGACUUGUGGAUGAAUCCUACAACAUGGGCCUACAGGAAGACUUGUGGAUGAAUCCUACAACAUGGGCCUACAGGAAGACUUGUAGAUGAAUCCUACAACAUGGGCCUACAGGAAGACUUGUAGAUGAAUCCUACAACAUGGGCCUACAGGAAGACUUGUGGAUGAAUCCUACAACAUGGGCCUACAGGAUGACUUGUGGAUGAAUCCUACAACAUGGGCCUACAGGAAGACUUGUAGAUGAAUCCUACAACAUGGGCCUACAGGAAGACUUGUGGACGAAUCCUACAAUGUCUAGGUCAGGUGGAAACGUGAUUGCUUAGGACAGGUGGAAACAUGAUUGCCUAGGACAGGUGGGAAACAGGGGUGUCUAGGACAGUCAUAGCUUUUCUACCACAGACAUGUGGAGGAAUAUCACAGUGGUGUAGACUACGGACAGUAUGUGCUUCAAAUGUUAGUGACAGCAGUGUGUUGCUGUCAAGUACUUCACAGUGAAUGGUGCGACAUGUUCAGCUGCCGUUGUGAAGAUGUGUGGCUUGUGGAUGUGUGGCUUGUGGAUGUGCGGCUUGGCUUGACAUUUGUGAACAUUACUAAGGAUAAGAUUUAUGGAUGAACAUCUUCUUUAUUACAAUUAGGAGAGAUGUUUUGGUGUAGGUUCUAACACGGUUAUCAAGAAGGUAAUAACGGUGUUAGAACCAACACUGAAACGUUGCUCCUAAUUGUAAUAAAGAAGUUGUUCAUCCAUUAAUGUUAUCCUUACUUAGUACUCCAACUAAAAUGACUCUCAAAGAAGUUAUUUGUGAACAUGUUUGACUCAUUAUGAUGCAACCUUUAUCUGGGCCGUGUUCCACAAAGUGACCGAAGCGCUACGAUUGUCAUAUAGCCAUGCCAAAGUAUAGGAAUUACAAAAGUUGAAAUGCUACAAUCGCCUUGUGAAACAGCACCCUUCAUCUUAGAGAUACAUUGCAUUUAUUCACUAUCAGGUAAUGACCGAAGCCUUUAACAAGGAUUAAUGAAACAAAUAUGUAUUGGGCCACAACAAAUUGAUUAUUUAAUUCAUAGCAUCCCUGUCUCUGUUUCAAUUCUUUAAAGUUGUUGUCUGAGGUGCUGCAGUUAACUGUGCAGAGUUGCGUCCCUUGGGCAUGCUAGAAACCUAUUGUCAUGGCUUUCGAAACCCGGUUCACUCCAGUUAUGUUUCUAGGUUUGUCACCAUCAUACCCGUGCUUGUGGGUUUCACCAACGUGGUAAACAUCUAUAACUUGCAUCACUUGGGGCUUUCCUCCAACUUUAAGCUGACAUGCCGUCAUAGGACUGGAAUACUGUUCAAAGCAGCUUUUAACCUAACUCACUAACUCUUCUUUAAGUGGGAUGGCGUGCCUGGUUUUAUCUUAAGCUUCAAAUUUACAUCCUUCAUCAUUGAAGCCCACUCACCAAGCUUCUUGUAAUGGAAGAAAGUGCAAGACCUCACUAUUUUAUCAUGGGCAAUGGUUUCAUAAAUAUGUCCAGGGACAGAAAAAAUACAUAUUUAUAUAUUUGGCGAACAAGAGAAAUCUUUUAAGAAACAUUGCGAACCAAUUUAAAAUUUACACCUCAAUAAUCAAUUAGGACCCAGUAUGCAAAAAAAAUAAAUAAUCAAUUUGUUUUGGCUUCAUGAAAUUUAUGUAUAUUUUGUAUGCCAUGACGAGGAAGACCUAUCAUAGGACAUCCAGUAGUGUCGGAAACGAAGGUGUGUACCUGAUAACCUUGAUGACUCGGGUCAUCGAGGAUACUUCAACUAACCCUGGUACUCGAGCUAACAGCUGAUUGUUUACAGUCGCCACAUUCUGACGUUUUCAUGGUAUCCAUGGAGAUUAUUGAUACAUGUAUGACGUUACCAUGGAAAUAUGUUUAAGUCUUCAUUAUGAUCUAGCUGGUAAUUUAACAGGAAUGCAUUUUCAGGGGGAAAAAAUUCUCUUCAAUCAAAGGAUAGCCUCAAUCAAAACAUAGCUAAUGACUUCGAGUAAAGUUGGAGGACCUAAUAUAAAAUAUAUCACAUAUCUUGUCAAAAUUAUUCUCUGAUAUUGUUUGUGCAUUAAUUCGAUUUUAAAAAUUCAGAAUUCAUUAGAAAUCUCUGAUUUUUUUAACUCAUUUAUGUGCAUGUAUACCCAUUUCAUAGGCUCAAAAUGUUUAUAAUUGCAAACAGUUUGAGAAACUCUUCAAAAUGCUGAUCCUUUACCUGACACAGUAUGGUAUACAUAGCAACGUCACUGACAGGUAUGUUGAGAAAACAGUCUGAAAUCCUGGGGCAUGUGUGAUGCCAUUACAUAAUAAUCAUGAAAUAUUAUCAUGGCAUUGUUGCCAUGGUAACAAUUAUAUAGGAGUUCAGACCGAUGGUGCUAUGUAGAAAUCCAUUAUUAGUAGAUUUAGGAGAGUAUCGGUUAUCAUGUAGUACUUGUAGAGUAUCUAUUUUGUAUCAGCAUUUAAUAUAGGAGUUAAUUUAUGCUGGAACUAUUUACUAGUUCAAAAACAGCUGACUCUUGUUAUGUGGCAAAUCAAGGGACUUAUUCUUUUUGCCCUUAAUUUAUCCUACAAGGAUGCUUCUGACUCUGAUGAUUCUGAUAAUGGCAUCAUAGCAAAGCACAAUCAUGAAGAAAGAUUACUUCACCAAGCAGAGAUAAUCAUUUUACUUUUUUCUGGAACAAGUUCAAUAAUUUAUUCAUGAUGCAACAAACAACUUUUUUUUUAAGUCCGAUUCUGGUUAAAUUCCUGCUCUCAUUACGUAAAUUACUACGCAUGUGAUCAAUGGUAACCAACACGUGUUAACACCAAAUAUAUAUUUUAAUUGGCUAUCUAUUUUUUAGUUAAAAAAUUCAAUCGUAUCCGACAUUUUCUUUGCAUUUAAUGUUAUCACUGAUCACUUAGAUGCAAUUUCCCCUUGAAGAAAUGACUAUUUUUAUGAAUAUGAGAAGUUACACAAAAUGUACAUGUUUCCAUACGACAUAUACUACUCAAAGAAGUUGAGGACAGUGAUUAUUUUCAUAUUGUUAUAGUUAUUCUCUCAUGGCAUGACAGAUUAAUUAUAGUAAUAUGAAAGAAUUGUGUGAUCCUCAACUUCUUUUGAGCAGUAUACAAAUGAUUAUGAUAUUUGUAGUAAUUAAUCUGAGUAUGAUAUUCCACUAACCGCACAAAAUGAAUUAACCAAAAUUUGUGACAGUAAUUCUGUCACUGACAUCGGAAUGUUGUUUGCCAAAUCUUAAUAUGUGUUAAAUAUGUUACUGGAAAGUGUUAUAUGUAGUGAACAGUACAAGAAUAUAUUUAGUGUUUUAGUUGAUAGUGUUCUUGAGAUAGUGAGAGAGGUGGAUGUUGUACUGAUUUGUACCUGACUACUCAUCAGUUGUUGUACAAGUAGUAUUGAUUUGUACCUGACUACUCAUCAGUUGUUGUACAAGUAGUAUUGAUUUGUACCUGACUACUCAUCAGUUGUUGUACAAGUAGUAUUGAUUUGUACCUGACUACUCAUCAGUUGUUGUACAAGUAGUAUUGAUUUGUACCUGACUACUCAUCAGUUGUUGUACAAGUAGUAUUGAUUUGUACCUGACUACUCAUCAGUUGUUGUACAAGUAGUAUUGAUUUGUACCUGACUACUCAUCAGUUGUUGUACAAGUAGUAUUGUUGUGUAUUAGUUGUAUGAUUGUUCUAUUGUGGUUGUACUUUAUGAUGUUGUACUGUACAAAUUCAUGUUUAUCGUUACUAUGGCAACUAUGUUAGUGUGUUCUUGUUAUUUUAAACAUUUUCCAAUGCAUUUGUCCAGGAAAUGAAAACAUGUCUACAGUUGAUAUACAUGUAGUUUAUAUUCCUAAUGGCAAAUAUAUUUUCAAACAGAUCUUACCAAGGUUUUUGCGCUUAUUAAAGACCACUAUACUUUCACAACUUUUUUUAACUUGAGAAAUAGUUAGAAAUAAUUUAUUUAGCUAAUAUAUUUAUGUUAUAAUUUAUUAAGCUGUCUUCCUCAGAGUUUAAAAAAGAAUCAUUUUGUAUCUGGGUAUUGGUUUAUUUAGUAUGAUGAUGUCUUUUUAUAUAGUAUCAGGAUUUGCAGCUGUGUGCCCUUGGCUAUAAAUUGACGCUCCAGUCAGAUUAAGAAUCAAACUGAUUGAUGUCUUUCAAAAUAUGGCGCCUAUGUACUAGAUAACACAUUGUCACUCAAUAAUGUCAUAAUCAAGGUAUGCAUUAUCUGUGGAACUGCUGGUCAUGUGUUAAUUAGUUUAGAGGUUUAGUUUUGUUUAGUAUUAAGUAGCAUCGUUCUAGGACAUGGGGGAUCUUGGUGCUGGAGACCUCCCCCCUUGUGUCCUGCUGCUCAUCCUCUUCUUGGUUAGUCAGCAUUAUUUGAUUGUCAUGAAUAACAGUCAUGGCACAGAGGGCUAUUUUGAAGUGGUCUGCAACUUCAGAAUGACAGAAGUUCAUAUCUUAAAUAUGUGUUUCAAAAGGAUGUGAAGAAAAUCAGAAUUUAAAUGACUGAAGUGACUCUCCCCACCCAUGGGCAUCGAUGGCCCAGUCGUAUAAGACAUCUAAGUUCACUGUUGCAUCUCUUGGGCACACCAGAAACCUUUGAUUGUGGGUUCGAAUCCUGGCUACCCUGAUUAUAUUUCUAGGUUUGUCAGCACCAUACCCGUGCUCAUUGGUUUCACUGAUGUGGUAGAUGUUCGAGACCUGCAUCACUUCGGGCUUUCCUCCCACAUUAAGCUGACAGGCUGUGCUAUAACAGGUAUACUGUUCAAUGCAGCGUUAAACCCAACUCACUCACUCACUCGCCCUACAAUUUCCUAUUCCUUCUUCCUGACUAUGCCUUCUCACUCUACCUGACUAUUCUCAGCAAUGAUACUUCAGUCCAAGUAUAAGCAGUGAUGCUUCAGUCCCAGUAUAAGCAGUGGUACUUCAGUCCCAGUAUAAGCAGUGAUACUUCAGUCCCAGUAUAAGCAGUGGUACUUCAGUCUCAGUAUAAGCAGUGGUACUUCAGUCCCAGUAUAAGCAGUGGUACUUCAGUCCCAGUAUAAGCAGUGGUACUUCAGUCCCAGUAUAAGCAGUGGUACUUCAGUCCAAGUAUAAGCAGUGGUACUUCAGUCCCAGUAUAAGCAGUGGUACUUCAGUCUCAGUAUAAGCAGUGGUACUUCAGUCCCAGUAUAAGCAGUGGUACUUCAGUCCCAGUAUAAGCAGUGGUACUUCAGUCUCAGUAUAAGCAGUGGUACUUCAGUCCCAGUAUAAGCAGUGGUACUUCAGUCCAAGUAUAAGCAGUGGUACUUCAGUUCCAGUAUAAGCAGUGGUACUUCAGUCCCAGUAUAAGCAGUGGUACUUCAGUCUCAGUAUAAGCAGUGAUACUUCAGUCCCAGUAUAAGCAGUGGUACUUCAGUCCAAGUAUAAGCAGUGGUACUUCAGUCCCAGUAUAAGCAGUGGUACUUCAGUCCCAGUAUAAGCAGUGGUACUUCAGUCCCAGUAUAAGCAGUGGUACUUCAGUCCGAGUAUAAGCAGUGAUACUUCAGUCCCAGUAUAAGCAGUGGUACUUCAGUCCCAGUAUAAGCAGUGGUACUUCAGUCCAAGUAUAAGCAGUGAUACUUCAGUCCCAGUAUAAGCAGUGAUACUUCAGUCCAAGUAUAAGCAGUGAUACUUCAGUCCCAGUAUAAGCCGUGGUACUUCAGUCCCAGUAUAAGCAGUGAUACUUCAGUCCCAGUAUAAGCAGUGAUACUUCAGUCCCAGUAUAAGCAGUGAUACUUCAGUCCCAGUAUAAGCAGUGAUACUUCAGUCCCAGUAUAAGCAGUGGUACUUCAGUCCCAGUAUAAGCAGUGGUACUUCAGUCCCAGUAAGGCCGUGGUACUUCAGUCUCAGUAUAAGCAGUGAUACUUCAGUCCCAGUAUAAGCAGUGGUACUUCAGUCCCAGUAAGGCCGUGGUACUUCAGUCUCAGUAUAAGCAGUGAUACUUCAGUCCCAGUAUAAGCAGUGGUACUUCAGUCCCAGUAUAAGCAGUGACACUUCAGUCUCAGUAUAAGCAGUGAUACUUCAGUCCCAGUAUAAGCAGUGGUACUUCAGUCCCAGUAUAAGCAGUGAUACUUCAGUCUCAGUAUAAGCAGUGAUGCUUGGCUCUGUUCUUUGGUCUGUGUAUAUACAAGUGCUACAACAUAUCCUACAAGACUUGGACUGUAGAUUGAUGCUGUGUAUAGUAUCAGUCACAGUGCCAGUUAAGUAUAUUGAAAAUAGAGCCUCUGUUGUGUUCAUAUAUCCAGUAUUUGAAAUCCAACUCCAAUUAUGCUGUGAUGGCUUGUUGAACAUUCAGUAUGUUGUGUUUUGAGAUGUGUUCAAAGCGUAAUAGUUUAGCAUUUUUCAUGACAUUUUAAUACUUUUACAUUUGUACAAUUGUUAACUUAAUUAUGUAUUUAGUAUACAUUAGUUGUUAGUGAUAUUCUUUUCCAUUUAAACCUAAUUUGUGAUGUAAAUCUUGUAAACGGGUCACUCCAUCUUGGGGUGAGAACACAAUGUGUUCCUCCCGAGUGGAGAGUGAAGUGGAACACAUUCAUUACAGCCGGGGACUGUGUCAAAAGUUUGUAUGUCAGUUCCUAACUGAAUAUUUCUACCACAAAGAGUAGGUGUAACAGACACUUUAUUCUCCUCAAAACUGUGCUGUCUGUACUAUAUCUAUCAUUGUGUGUUAAAACCGGGACAAUGGGGUUUUAAUGUUCUCUUUAACCAGGCUAUUUUUGCUUAAAAAAUAGCACAAAUGUCAGUGUCAGAUGAAGCAUUUUGGUGUAUCUAUAUUUGAAGAUAGACGGGUUGUUUAUUAUGAAAUCCUCACUGAAAUGGUUGUGUGCAUAAUCUGUGUUUGUUGACACACUUCGGAGCUGAACCACUCACCAGCAAACAUGUAUAUCACCUUUGGGAGCGAUGUGUGAACGUCUGGCCCAGGCCGUCACACAUGCUCCAGGGUGCCGUUCCACAAAGUGAUCUUAGUACUAAGGUGUCAUUACUCCCAUACUUUAACGUAGACCUAUGUCAGUCAUAGCGCUAAGAUCGCUUUGUGAAAUGUUCCCCAGGUGAUUUGCUUACACUGCCCUGUCCGCCUUCAUACAGCCUCUAGCAAUACACAGUGACACCCUACCUAUCCACGGGGCGGUCGGGUAGCCUAGUGGUUAAAGCGAUCGCUUGUCACGCCGAAGCCCCGGGUUUGAUUCCUGACAUGGAUACAAUAUAUGAAGCCCAUUUCUGGUGACCCUGCCGAGAUAUUGCUGGAUUAUUGCUAAAAGCGGUGUAAAACCAUACUUACGCAUGCCAACAUAUCCACACUUUGUUAUCAAGAAUUCCUGUAUUCUGGAUGAUGCUUGUAGAAAUUGUUUUUCUAAAGCUUACGAAAAGGUUGUAGCAAAAUUCAAACACGAUAAUAAAAUUUAAAUUCUUUUAUACAUUUGGAAAUUAUCAGACUGAUGAGAUAAUUAAGACAAAAAGUGAUCUGACCAUUAUAAAAUUUCAUUUAAAAUCGUAAAUUCAAAACUUCCAGGGGCGCACCUGGCUAAUUUAAGUGUAGGGCGCGCUAGGAGGGUUUGGGGACAUGCUCCCCCGAGAAUUCUUUACUAAAUUAGAUGCUCUUACGGGCUAUUUCCUUCAUUUUGGGACCGUUCAUGUUAGAUUUUAUUUGUAACAAAUAUCAGUAAUUUAUUCAUUCUAAUUUCCUUUUUUGUAAUAUAUAUACGUGUCUCACCAACACCAAAUCAACUUUCAUUCAAGAAACAGCUAUGAUGACGAAUGAAAUUUGAACAUCAAAAUCAGUCGAUAAUAUUACUUCGUAGUAUGUGAUGGUUAUUUAUUUUUUCAUAUUUGAAUGUGAGCCGACCUAUCAUUAUAAUGAAUAAGUUAGACAAUAAAUAUCAUGUUUGACUGUGUAGAAUUUGAAUUAAUAAUUCACUGCAUAGAUGGUAAACUUAGGUUACUUCUGAAAAAUUUGUGUUAUUUCAGGUGUUAUAAAUGUGCUUUUUUAGGUAUAAGCAAUUGCUUUUCUGCUAAAAUGGUAGUUUUGCCCUGACUUCAGUGUUGAGUCAUUGUUAGCAUGUUUUAGCAGUUAUAAGUGACAGACUUCAACAUAUUCAUUGAUAAGGAGAUUUGUUGGAGACAGGAGUCCAGAUAAGCAGGGUCCCACUGUAUGGGGUUUGUAUGCAUGCUGACAGGACCUGGGAAUUGUGCAAUGGAACAAUAUUUUACCAUUUGUUUACAACAUUUUAUUCCAGCAGUUUUGAUACAUCAUGGACAAUUAAGUACAUGCUAUUUGCGAGGUCUAGGUUGACAUUCCUCCAUCAGUUGUUUUAGGAAUAAAGCUUUCAAGCACCCUAUAUGUUGUAGCAGUACCAUGAGGGGUACCUGGGGUUUUGUGUGUCCCUUGUUAGGUUUCAUGUGACGAGCCAGAGGCAAGGGUAUAAAACCUGACAACGCAUAAAACCCCAUGUACCCCUCGUGACACUGCUACAAAGAAUUUAUCUUACUGACAUGUUUUAAUUUGACAUUGUAAAAGAAUUAAAACAAAUUCAAAAUUGAUAGAAAACAGCUGAUUGAGCUGAGGUUAAUUUGUGCUAUGUCAUAUGACUUUCAUUGACUUGUAAAAAGCAUGCAUGAGGGAUUUAUUCCCCCUUCCAGAAAUACACGUGCAGCCUGUGUUCUUCUUGGCGGGGUAUAAGGGAUUUAUUCUCCCUAGCGGAAAAUUUAUUUCCCUUUAAGGCGGGAUACAUAGUAUUUAAUAUAGAUGAUGUGAACCAAUCAGAUCUUAUCAUUCUUACAUGGAGGAAUGAUAAACUUUCUUUCACUCUAACAACAGAUUUCAACAUGUUUAACAUGCAUAUGGGGUCACAGUUGGAAGUAGGAAAUGAAUGUUUUGUUAAUACCUCAGAUUUGAGGUGUAUCUCAAUGACGUGUGCUCUGCUGUGACCAAUCAAAUUUGGCUGUUGCAAUGACGAUACAAAAUUACCAGGUCGGUCCAAAGUGUAAUAUAUUUGUUUUUGCAACCUUA
Messenger RNA from Haliotis rufescens (red abalone), 16203 nucleotides. Its product is annotated as ATP-binding cassette sub-family C member 9-like. Gene Ontology annotation, molecular function: sulfonylurea receptor activity; ABC-type transporter activity; ATP hydrolysis activity. NCBI's taxonomy places the organism in Eukaryota, Metazoa, Mollusca, Gastropoda, Lepetellida, Haliotidae. The record is from RefSeq and is a predicted model, not a curated record. Gene Ontology annotation, biological process: potassium ion transport; transmembrane transport. The coding region runs from base 634 to 5658 and encodes 1674 amino acids. Gene Ontology annotation, cellular component: membrane. The transcript has 32 exons.